Molecule: messenger RNA, 3471 nt
Organism: Solenopsis invicta (red fire ant)
Lineage: Eukaryota; Metazoa; Arthropoda; Insecta; Hymenoptera; Formicidae
Exons: 2
Coding region: 1603-2751 (382 amino acids)
Biological process (GO): DNA replication
Molecular function (GO): DNA-directed DNA polymerase activity; nucleotide binding; DNA binding
Source: RefSeq, a predicted model, not a curated record
AGCACAUCAAAUCUAUCGUCGACGGUCCAAAAAUUCCGCUGGAUCGAAUUGAUCAGUGCCCGGAAAUAACAACUCGCUUUUUUGAAGCAAAGUUCACACGAGAUCAAUAUCGCGUUCUGCACAUACAGGAGUACUGUAAUUCAUGUAAAGGAAUAAUUUGCGAGUGCUUCGAGACAACGUGUAAUACGUACUAAUAACUGUGACAAAAAUGAAGAACAUUGAAUGUGAACUGCUCGAGCAAUGCUCGCAGAUCGCAAAUUUAGCGGAACGUGGUUGCAACGCUGCGACGUGUGCCUCGUGCAGCUUGAAAAAUGUAGUAGUGCCAAAGGUCCUCGACUCACCGUUGGCUCUAGACAAUCCAUAGUGGCGAGAAUCGCGCGACUUGCGGUUGCAAAAGCGCAGUUAGAAAGACGUUUUGUGCACGUUGGAGGUGGUACGCACGCUAGUACUAGCGCCUGUGACAAAAAAUCGCUCGUGUGGCGCGAGAUUGAGGCUGCGUUUGAGUCACGUAUUCUUACGGAUGCGGUAAUAAACGCAGAUUAUAUUGAGCCGCGUCAUUUCUUGGAGGAUGCUAAUGAUUUGGUGAUCGAGCAAGUUUCGAGAUGCUAUCGCGAAACAUGGAAGUGUAAAGGUGAACACUGUAUUCAACGAUGAAUUUGUAAACAUUCAUGACGAUUGCGAUAAUAAAAAUCUCGCGACGAAAAACUAUGAACUAUACAGAGCAUCAAAUUUGCGCGAAUAGUACGAGCAGCGUGUAAUCGAAGUGAUAUUAGCGAUGCUCGAUGAGUUUCAGGAACGCAAUAGUGAUUGGGCGUUACACCGAAUACAGAACUUGAUGGUGAAUAUAAACAAACUUAAUCCUAUGCACGCGGGAUGUUACUUUGAAGUGCCGCUGUCGGUAAGUGACAAACGUGCAAUAAUUAACGUACAUUCAAAAGACAAUGCUUGCUUCGCGUGGUCGGUGGUGACUGCCCUGUACACCGCUGAAAGAAAUGCAUCCCUGGAAUCAUCUUACCCGCAUUAUUCGACUGUUUUAAAGUUUGACGAUAUACAAUUUCCAAUGAAAGUGAAAGACAUUGGAAAAUUUGAACGAUUAAACGAUGUGUCGGUGAAUGUGUACGGUACCGAAUUUGAUAGAAAAGAAAAGAUACUUUACAUUGUACCGUUACGCUUGACUGAAGAUAAGAAGAAGAAACACGUCAAUCUUUGGAAAAUAAACAUGACGUCACCCACGGCCACUUUGCGUGGAUUAAGAACCUGUCGCGACUGGUCAGUUCACAGCUGAGCAAAAAAAAAAAAACAAGAAAUUCAUUUGCGAUCGUUGCCUGCAUUACUUCUACCUAGAGGAAAAAUUGCAGUCGCACGAAGUGGAGUGUAGGAAAGUAAAUGACUGUGCCAUCAUACUACCGAGAGAGGACCAGAAAUGGCUAGAAUUCAACUCAUACAACAACAAGGAGCGCGUACUCUUUGUAAUUUACGCCGAUUUGGAGUGCGUAUUGAGGAAGAUGAAGAACGAAACAGAGAAUACAUCAAGUUUCGCGUAUCAACACCACGAGGUAUUUAGCUUACUAUGUUAAAUGUUCGUUCGACGAUGCGUUAUCGAUGUAUUGUUUUCGCCGCGAUAAGGACUGCGUCGCGUGGUUUGCGAAAGAAUUAAAAAAUCUGGCGCAUGUCAUGAAAGCCCGAAUAUUCGUCAAUGUUCCAAUGGAACAAUUAACUAGACAGCAGAAAGAGGCAUUCUUAAACGCGACGCAUUGUCAUAUAUGCGAAAAACCGUUUAUAUCAAAUAAGUGUCUUAGCCGUUACGAGUGGCUUGAUAAUCGGCGGGUGCGUGAUCACUGUCAUUUGACCGGCAAGUAUCGAGGUCCCGCUCAUAAUAAAUGUAAUCUAAAUUAUAAGAAGACGUACGUUAUUCCGGUCGUUUUUCACAAUUUGAGCGGUUACGACGCGCAUUUUAUAAUAAAAGAAAUUUCUACCGCGUUCGAAGGCAAGAUUGAUUUACUACCAAUAAAUAAAGAAAAAUAUAUUUCGUUUACUAAACAUGCUGCAGCUACCGGUGUAGAAACAGAAUCGGGCAAAGUACGAAAUUGUAUACAAUUUCGAUUCAUCGACUCGUAUAAAUUCCUAAGUGCAAGCCUCGAAAAAUUGGCGUCAUUUCUAAGUAUUGAUCAAUUAAAAAUUACUCGUUCCAAAUUUUCCUCAUUGUCAAACGAAGAUUUCAAAAUCCUCACACGCAAAGGCGUUUUUCCGUACGAGUACGUUGAUGAUGCCGACAAGCUUUUAGAAACGCAUUUACCGCCGCGCGAAUCAUUCUACAGUUCACUUAGCGGGCAGACGGUAUCAGAGCAUGAUUACGCUCAUGCCGAGAACGUAUGGCAGCGGUUCGCAAUUGAAACCCUGGGUGAAUACAGCGAUAUAUAUUUGAAAACGGAUGUCUUAUUAUUAGCCGACAUUUUUGAACAAUUUCGCGAUAAAAGCAUGCAGAGUUACGGUUUGGACCCUGCGCAUUACUAUACAUUGCCAGGCUACACAUGGGAUGCAAUGUUGAAGAAAACGGGUAUAAGAUUCGAGUUGCUCACAGACAUUGAAAAACUAUUAUUUGUGGAACGUGGGAUUCGUGGCGGUUUAAGUCAAUGCUCGAUAAGCUCGAGCAGAUAUGCACAGGCCAAUAAUAAGUAUACGAAAUCAUACGAUCCGUCAAAACCAUCGACAUAUUGUGAAUAUUACGAUGUAAAUAACCUUUAUGGGUGAGCAAUGUGUCAACCGUUGCCAUACGGUGAAUUUAAAUGGGUCGAAAACGUUGACAAUUUUAAUGUAAAGGCAAUCACAUUGGACUCGGACACCGGGUAUAUACUGGAAGUCGACCUUACAUAUGAGAAUCAUCUGCACGAUCGACACAGUGUCUUACUGUUUUGUCCUUCGAGCGAUAACCUUCCAGGGUCAAAGCAAAAUAAGCUGCGGCCCGUAUUCAUAGUCGUGACUUAUUUUCAAGAUCGUCUUAAGUACGGUCUUAAGUUACCCUCUAGAUUCAUAGUCAUGAAUCAAGCAAAUGCUUGAGUAAAAUCUCAAGUCAAGACUUGCCCAAGACGAUCUUGUUUGGAAACGUCUUGUUUGGUCUCGACAUGAUUCAUAGACAGAUCUUAUUCAAAAUAAGACCAGACUUAAGACUAUCUUAUUAGUCAUGAAUUCAUAGUCGUAAUAAGACGUCUUGUAUGACGUAUAUACAACCAAAUAAGACAAUCUUCGCCAAGUCGUGGUCGAAGUAGACUUAAGCAAAGCUGUAGAGUACUAUUCUAACCUCAAAUUAAUGUUUGCUGGAGUUGGAAUACUUAAAUUUAAAAAAAUGACAGCAAAGACAAGACUAGUUAAUCGUAGAUUUUUAAUUCCUUUAUUCUUGUAAAAACAUGACUAGUAUUAAAAAAAUAUACACUACUCAAAAAAAAUAGGGAACACUUUCCAGACACCAAAAAU